Messenger RNA from Lizanozyma spartinae, 1773 nucleotides. RefSeq lists its product as uncharacterized. Bases 1 to 1773 code for a protein of 590 amino acids. The transcript has a single exon. Gene Ontology annotation, molecular function: protein binding; DNA binding. Gene Ontology annotation, biological process: regulation of DNA damage checkpoint. NCBI's taxonomy places the organism in Eukaryota, Fungi, Ascomycota, Pichiomycetes, Serinales, Debaryomycetaceae. The record is from RefSeq and is a predicted model, not a curated record. Gene Ontology annotation, cellular component: nucleus.
AUGGGGUUAUCUGAGUUUCAAAAGGCACGAGUAGAGAACAUUGAGAGGAACCGAGCACUUCUUCGUCAGUUGGAGUUGGAAGGUUUAAGUGAAUCUAUUUCGAACGAUGUUGGUGGUAGUGACGGUAAAGAUCACGUUUCUAAGAAACCAAAGAAUUCAAGAACUCGGUCCAAAGUCACUCCAGUGAAACGAGAACCCUCAGAACCUACUAGAAGGUCUCGACGGAUCAUGGGCAUAAAGGUUGAGAAUAGCGAAGAGUUUAGUAAGCUAAGAGAGGAGGAAGAACGCGUCGCACAGAGGAAACGUCAAUUGGAGACCCUUAGACUGACUCGUUUGAUUGGUGACUUCCUGUUGAGUGAUUUGCUUACUGAUAAGAAACUGGGAUCUCUUAAACAUGAAGAUAGAGUCAUUAAACUCCCUGAUGAAUUGAAAUCGGAAGAAAAUGAUGUCAUUAAAGGGGAGGAUAUUGGUGGUUCUAUUGCUACUUCGGAAGAAACUGAAGUACUUGCUAUAUUGCAACUGUUGGGGGACAAGUUUUCUGCUGGAGAUUUCUAUGAAACCAUUCGCAAUCUGAAGACGACAGAGUAUGCUUCCGAUAAAGAUCUUCAAAAGAAAAGACUUGAGUUUGAUAAGUUACAUGUUUAUGAGAAAUAUGACCCUUUAGCCAUCAAAAUAACUCAUGCCAGAAUAACUUCAAUGGCUUUCCAUCCUUCUACAACUGAUAGAUUGGUUUUCGCUGGAGACACGGUAGGUCAUCUUGGAAUGUGGUCAAUUGAUAAUCAAAGUAGUGCUACCGACGAACCUACUAUUAGUAUAUUGAAACCACAUGGUAAGGCCAUUUCAAAGAUAGUUGUUCAUGAUAAAACUAAAGUCCUUUCAAGUUCAUAUGAUGGAUCUGUUCGCCAAUUGGAUUUAAAUAAGUUAACGUCUUCGGAAUUAACUCACUUGAUUGACCCUUUCUAUGAUAAUGAAACCAUUGGAGUAUCAGAUAUUAAUUUGUGUGACGAUGGGAAUUCUCUUUAUAUGACAUCGCUUUCAGGAAGUUUCUACAAACAAGAUCUUCGAGAACCUCUCAAGACUCCUACAAAGAAGAACUUAUUAAGAUUGCAUGAUAAGAAGAUUGGAUCUUUCAGUAUCAAUCCUAAUGCUAGUCAUCAAAUAGCCACAGCUUCGUUGGAUCGGACACUAAGAGUUUGGGAUUUACGUCAAUGUAGUGGGAAGAAUAGUUGGUGGUCAGAUUAUGAACAUCAAAUUUCUCCUCAUUGUUAUGGAACAUAUGGAUCUUCACUUUCAGUUUCAUGUGUUGAUUGGAAUUCACAGAAUCACUUGGUUUGCAAUGGAUACGAUAAUUAUAUUCUGUUAUUUGAUUUCAAUGGGACUGAAUCGGAAUAUCCUUUAGUCACCACAUGGGCAAAUGAUUUCCAGCCAAAUACGGACAAUAAGAAGGAGAAGACUAGCAAAAAGACUGAAGAUCAUCAAUUACCUGAGAAUCUCAAACCAUUCACUAAGAUUAGACACAACUGUCAAACAGGUAGAUGGGUAUCUAUUUUGAAAUCUAAAUGGCAGACUAACCCUAAAGAUGAUGUUCAAAAGUUUGUUAUCGCAAAUAUGAAUCGAGGACUUGAUAUUUAUGAUCAAAAGGGACAAAUUCUAGGUCAUUUAACUGAUAAUGAACUUGUGGGAGCCGUUCCAGCAGUUGCAACGUUCCAUCCAACAGAGAAUUGGGUUAUAGGAGGAAGUGCCAGUGGGAAGGUUUACUUCUUUGAACAAUGA